UAAUUUAGGUUCUGAAAUUCCUAUUAAGCAGCUUUGUGAUGUAAGUGGAAAUGAAAACUGCAUAAUAAUUGGAACUCUUUAUAAACACAUGGAGUUGCAUCCGAGCAUACUAAGAGAAAUCAGUGAAGAACAUAAUUUAAUUCCACAACCAGUAACAGAAGAAUUUACUAAAGAUGAUGACUUUUUAAUUCUUGAAGAUAAUCUUCAAAGGGUGAUUCUUUGUGGUAACAUUGAUCCUCAUUCUCACGUUACUGGAGUAAAUAUUGCAAUUUAUGGAUAUACAGAAGAAGGAGGAAAAUUUUUUGUUGAAGAUGUGUGCUAUCCUGCAGUAUUUGAACCUGACAUAUUACCAGUGUUUUUGGAAGAUAGGUUUGUUGUAUUGGUUUCUGGAUUUGGACUGGGGGAUCCUAAUGUUUUAUUUCCUAUUCAACUUCUGAUUGAUACCAUUAAUGGGCAACUUGGUGAAGAACAGGAUCAAAAGAGGUUUUCUCAAGUAAUUCGAGUAAUUAUUGCUGGAAAUAGCAUAGGUAUCCAUACAAAAGACUUCUUUGCUAAGGCAAAAUUUUUAACUAGAAAGUCAAAAGCAACAACUGUUGAAAAUGUUAAAGCACUGGAUGAUAUUCUUGCCCAGUUAGUUACUUCUGUUGACGUUGAUCUUAUGCCAGGAGAAUUUGAUCCUGCAAAUCACUUACUACCUCAGCAACCUCUUCACCCUUGUAUGUUUCCAAAAUCUUCAAAGUAUUCAACUUUUAAUGUUGUGACAAAUCCAUAUCACUCCAUUAUUGAUGGUGUAAGAAGAAUUAGAGAUGGGAAAAGCCUUUCUGAAACUCGAAAUGGCAUUGGUGCAGCUAAUGCUCUAAAUUCAUAUUCUCUUAGCAUGACCCUUUCCAUAAUUGUUCAAUUAAUUUUAAUUGAAAUUGAG
Messenger RNA from Stegodyphus dumicola, 922 nucleotides. RefSeq names its product DNA polymerase delta subunit 2 (gene PolD2). The record is from RefSeq and is a predicted model, not a curated record. Gene Ontology annotation, biological process: DNA replication; DNA strand elongation involved in DNA replication. NCBI's taxonomy places the organism in Eukaryota, Metazoa, Arthropoda, Arachnida, Araneae, Eresidae. Gene Ontology annotation, molecular function: DNA binding. Gene Ontology annotation, cellular component: delta DNA polymerase complex.